Molecule: messenger RNA, 1851 nt
Organism: Peronospora matthiolae
Lineage: Eukaryota; Oomycota; Peronosporomycetes; Peronosporales; Peronosporaceae
Source: the annotation of a GenBank genome assembly
AUGAGAGAUAUCUCCAAAGGCUUCCACGCUCUACUUCAUCGCAUUGACGACAUUGCAGCGGAAGAAUGCAUGAAGACGAAGCCAUCUACGUUUCAACACCGAGUACUUGACAUUCUACAAAAGAUCAGAGUCGCCACUCAUUCACCGACUCACAAGGCAAUUGCAGCUGCUAAACUAGGUGCGAUUUACCUGACACUGAAGGAGCCGCACAAUGCUGAUCCAGUACUGGAGGAAGCAGGACACUUCUUUUUUCAGGAACUAAUGACAUUCACGGAAGACAUCACGUUUUUUGAUAUGCCAAAUGGUCAAGUGAAGACCCAGCAGGCGGUACUGACACUUCUGGACAAUAUGCCGCAGGUUGACAUAAAAAAUGAGCACGAGGAGUUUGUGGGGUAUGUGGUAGAGCUCUUGAUUCAAAUGGGCGUGCUUUGGUCGAAACGUUCUCGACCGAUGCGGGCGAUAUGCUAUUUGACCGCGGGUCUGAAGUUGAUCGACAGGUACGAGCACAAAAAAUGGGACGGGUUUGUGGCGGCCCAGACAAUGGUGUGCUUUUACCUGGCGCAAGUCUAUGAGCAAUUGGGGAUGGCGGAAGAAUCGGCAAAAUUCUGUUUGUUGACGCUGGAGAUGCAACUGCUGCAGUGCGUCAGGGAUGAUAAAAACGAGGAAAUGUUGAAGCUUGUUGGCGCCGAUGAGUGGGUGCGAAAUGCAUUGAAGCUUGUCGAGUUUUAUCUCAAUGCAGACAACCUUAUCGAUGCAGCAACUUGCCUUCAAGGCAGCGAGUACAUGCUACUCCAACGAAGAAUCGGUGGGGGCGAAGAAGUGGAAUACGAACAAUCCUUACUCACUGCUAAUAUUUACACGAUGUGGGGCCGGGUGCACGAGACAACGCUUCGACUCGCCGGAAUGAGAAAGGAAGGUUUGUAUCCUAAAAAUGCUGAUCCGAAGCUGCGUCACGCCUGCAGUAUGGAGACAACACUUGCCAAGCUCUCGUAUACUCGACAAUCGGAGUUGCUGGAGGGCCAGUCCACACCGGGCCUAGGCAUGGAAUUCGUGCCCCCGCACUGUUUAGAAACGUUUGAUCAAGCCCGUGACGUAUUUAAGAUGGGAGUCUUUGCCUGUUCUCGUGCGAGAAGGGUGUUUGCUUUCGAUACAUUUGCCACUCAGUAUGUGCACCUUUUGCAACAAGAAAGUGCGUUGUAUCGCCAGUUGCUGCCAUUUGAAGAUGUUCGUGGACGGCGGGUCGCAAUUCAAAGACGGAGACUGGCAUUAUUGACACCACUUCUUGAAGACGCACUAAUCAAACGUUCCUACGCUGGUCUCCUGCAAGAAAUUUACUUCGAGUGCGCUGAGAUCAAUAGUGAUGUGUUCGAGCUCAAGCAAGAUAAGGAUGCAGGAGAAAAAUCUAUGACAUACGCGAUCAAUGCCAUUCAGUGCUACCAGGAGUUUCUUCUGUUAUGCUAUUCUGUAACAGAGCCUGAUGGUGCAUCAUGUGAUGACCAUGUGCGAGCAAGCGUGUUGCGCGGCGGAAAGGGAGUGCAGCUUCCUCCUGGAAAAGCUUUGUGCCUAAGAGAGUUUCGCGCUAUGCUGAUGGGGUACUUUGGUCUUGCCAACGCGUGUGGGAAGAUACUAUUUUUGUCCGAUGCCGCGAAGAUUGUGGGCUUUUGGUGUCAAAGUCUUGCAUACUACGAGGCGGUUACAGAAUUGGCUCGGAAGUAUGCAAGCAUUUGUGAUGCAGCCGACGGAAUUGAAUUGAAGAGAAGCUUGAAGAGCGAGCUCAACAUUUGCGACGAGAUGACACGGUUACUACCGGAGAAAAUUGACCAGCUUGUGUACAACGGCAAGGCGUUCUAG